AUGAAGGAGGUGUCUUUUGUGGAUUGCCUUUUUCUCGGCUUGGCUAUGGCCUCUUUUGUAGCCGGUACAGAGGAUAAGUCAGACUGCCCCAAGUUGUGCAUUUGCGAGAUGCGACCAUGGUUUUCGCCAAGUUCGGUGUACAUGGAGUCACUCACUAUUGACUGCAAUGACUUGGGAUUAUUCAGCCUCCCAGAGAAACUACCACUGGCAACACAGGUACUGCUACUGCAAACAAACAAUAUCGUAAAGGUGGACACAGCGUUGGAUUAUUUGGCGAACAUCACAGAAAUCGAUCUAUCGCAAAAUAACGUUGCGUCUCUCAGCGAUGUCCACUUCGGAAGUCUCACUCAGCUUCUGUCGCUUCACUUGGAGGAGAAUUUGAUACAAGAGUUGCCAGAAAGGUGUUUGGCGGAGCUAGCUAACCUUCAAGAGCUAUACAUGAAUCACAACCUCAUCUCGUCCAUCUCCCCGUUGGCUUUUCAAGGUCUGCGCAGCCUCGUCCGCCUUCACCUCAAUUCAAACAAACUGAAAACCAUUAAUAGAGAGUGGUUUGAAGCAAUGCCGAACCUUGAGAUUCUGAUGAUUGGCGAAAACCCAGUUGUUUCGAUUGAGAAUAUGAAUUUCAAACCACUCGGUAACCUUCGCAGUCUCGUCCUCACCAGAAUGAAUCUCUCCCAGCUCCCUGAAGACGCGCUCACCGGCCUUGAAAACUUAGAAAGCAUUUCGUUCUAUGAUAACAUAUUUCCGGAGGUGCCGCAUUCAGCCCUGAAAAAUGUGAAAAAUCUCAAGUUUUUGGAUCUUAACAAGAAUCCAAUUAGUAGAAUACAGAGAGGCGAUUUUGUGGAUAUGUUUCAUCUAAAAGAAUUGGGAAUUAACAGCAUGCCCGAGUUAGUUUCAAUCGACAGCUUCGCACUUAGUAAUCUCCCGGAGUUGACCAAAAUAGAAGCCACCAACAACCCCAAACUGUCCUAUAUUCACCCCAAUGCUUUCUACAAACUCCCCCGGCUUGAAACGUUAAUGCUAAAUGGCAAUGCACUCAGCGCCCUUCACCGGAUCACAGUGGAGUCCCUUCCAAAUCUCCGAGAGGUUAGCAUGCACAGUAAUCCUAUUAGAUGUGACUGCGUGGUGCGCUGGAUGAACAUGAAUAAAACUAACAUUAGAUUUAUGGAGCCAGAUUCUCUGUACUGUGUUGAACCACCCGAGUACGAGGGCCAGCAUGUACGCCAGGUGCACUUCAGGGAGAUGAUGGAGAUCUGCUUGCCUCUUAUCUCUCCUGAAAGCAUGCCCGGGCACGUCAAGACACAAAAUGGCAGCUCCGUGUCGCUCCAUUGUCGCGCCUUCGCCGAACCAGAGCCAGAAAUUUACUGGAUCACACCCUCCGGUAUGAGAAUCUUGCCCAAUACUGUUUCUGACAAGUACUACAUGCACCCAGAGGGGACUUUUGACAUUUACGACAUCACUGAGAAUGAAGCGGGACUUUACACAUGUGUUGCCCAUAACCUUGUCGGAGCAGAUCUCAAAUCGGUCUCCGUUGAAGUGAAUGGCUAUUUCCCCCAGCCUGUGAAUGGCUCUUUGAAUGUCAUAAUCAACUCAGUGGAGACAAACUCGGUAUUGCUUUCCUGGAAGGCUGGCCCUGGGACACUGGCUCCCAAUAUUAAAUGGUACACCAUGAGCGAGACAGACCAUCCCAGGACCGCAUUCACCACCAGGGUCCCAUCUGAUAUCCGAGCGUAUAACCUCACGCACCUCAGCCCGGCGACGCUGUACAAAGUCUGCGUAGAGGUCCACGGCGUCCAUUACAACCACGAAACCAAAUGUCUGGAUGUCACCACUAAAGGGAUCGAGCUGGCCGUGAGGGACACAGAGAAAUGGGAUGCGGCCGUGAUAACUAUCUUCGGGGUGCUUUUGGCAACAACAUCAGUGGCCUGUCUUCUUAUUUAUGUGUCACUAAGGAACCACCAUCUUUACGGGCAGAUUAGAAAGUGCGAGUCGAAACUGGCGCUGACACCCGCCGAGGAAAACAGUAUGAACUCUCCCUUCUUUACAAAGCUGUGGUUUGCUGGUAAAGGACUACCGAGCGGGGUGGAAGUUAAAGCCACAGUCAUAAAUGUAUCUGACAAUGCCUUUUAA
Messenger RNA from Boleophthalmus pectinirostris (great blue-spotted mudskipper), 2130 nucleotides. RefSeq names its product leucine-rich repeat neuronal protein 3. The record is from RefSeq and is a predicted model, not a curated record. Gene Ontology annotation, molecular function: protein binding. The transcript has a single exon. NCBI's taxonomy places the organism in Eukaryota, Metazoa, Chordata, Actinopteri, Gobiiformes, Gobiidae. The coding region runs from base 1 to 2130 and encodes 709 amino acids.